UACACACGACUGUCACCUCACUCAUUGAACUACGGGGAUUGUACGGUUAUUCUAGUCAAUCAUAGGCCUGACUGCUUGAGCUCUAGCUUCACAGAUAAUACUUUUCUGUGGAGAGAGCUGGAGAGAGACCUAUUGCCAUGACCGAUGCGAUGUCUGACCCGGAUCCUAACAUACGGCGGCCGUCAGGCUCGAGUGGCGCAGGUGCUGAGCCUGCCCACUGGACUGACGAAGAUGUGACAAUGAAUGAAGCUAUAGCGGGAACUGGUGUAUUGGAUAAUCAGUCAAACAUCACUCUCCUGGAAAUCCCGUUGGAUAUAAUUUUUGAGAUCCUCGGACAAUUGGAACCACUCGACCUUGCGAACCUCGCGCAGACCAACAGAACGUUUCGCACACUACUCCUUGAGUCUUCCCAAGGUGCUCGAAUCUGGAAGACGGUCAGGAAGACUGCUGGAGAGACUCCUGACGGGCCCCAAUGCGUGCCCUAUAUUGCUUGGGUCAGAAUGUUGUAUAGUGCGAUAUGUUCAGGAUGCGGCGAUGACGGGCCCCACAUCGACUACGCUCUGAUGCGCAGGAUGUGCUCCGAAUGUGACUCAACUAUGCUCUAUGAUCACGGAACCCUGAUCCAAGAUUCGAAGCACCCAGACGUCUCCGCCAUAAUCUUGCAACUCAUCCCCCACACGACGAGGAAAGGACCAUAUGAUGCUACCGGGAAACGGUACUGGAAGACAGAUAUCACCACCAUGACCGAUACAUACGUUGGAUACUUGAAGGACGUCCAAGCCGGGAAGCCUGGGGCGUCAGAAGCUCUCGAAAGGUUCACGAAUGAACGUGUCAAAUACGUACAAACGAUCAUAGAACACGAAGCGAAGUGUGAUGAGUGGCAGCGCACCCGCAAGGAGGAGGAGAAGAAGCUCAAAGAGACUCAGUGCAAGCGCUUGACAGAGUUAUUCAGAGGUCUAGGCCAUGCAGACGAAGACAUACAAGUCACCGAGUUGUGUAUAUGGGAAUUCGAAAUCGAAGGCGAGAUUGACGAAAAAGUGUGGCAGCGCGUUAGACUGAACCGCGAACCAGACGUAAUAGCCCGGCGCCUCAAGCGCUUCGAGACACAAUAUUCGGACACUGUCAAGGUUCGCAAAAGUUUGGUGAAGAACAUAUAUCAUGACUACGCGCAGACACUACGCCCUAGCGACCGACUCCGCCUCCCGCCAGUCGACAUGGUCUACAUGACUCCCUCCUUUCGAUUCAAUAUCUACGAGAAUCCCGAUGCCUCGCUUCAGGCCGUCAAGGAGCAGUGCGACGAAGCGGCGCGGCAGCUGCCAGAGAUCGUCUCAACGUAUCAUGCCAGUAUCAAGGCUGCCUUGCUAGUCGCCAUAAAAUCCGCGGCGCAUGAUAGGAAGCCAGACUGGAAGGAGUUAGGCCUUGACCACCGCCUCGGAUUGGCCACCUCCGCGUUCGAAUCCGAGCUUGUAGACGAACUCACACCCUUGUGCUCCAUAGACGGCGUCCUCGCGUACUUCGCAACGGAGGAACUAGCGACAGAGAGAGGGAGAUAUUGGUUGCGACUACUGGCCAUCAAUGACGGCGCCGAGAUAGAGCUGUUCGAAUGGGAUUGGGUGGCGUACAAGAUCCUCACAGUGCUGGCGCUCGCACUGGGCCUUGAUCCAGUAAAGGCAACACCUCGAGACUUCGACGAACGCGCUAGCCUUAUGUUCUGUGGAGCAGGCGGCUGCUCCGAACGUGAUGAUGAGGAUGAUGAGGAAUAUUUCGAGUUCCAUAAUUGGCGCACGAUCAUCCAGCACUGCUGGUUGCAGCAUACACUGGUUUCCGACCCUUACUGUCAGCCGCUUAUCGGACUACUCAACGAGAAGGACUCUCAGGUAUUGCGAGAGGGUCCGGGCUGCGUUCACCCAGAGUCACACACUCAUUGGACCUGCAAUCACUGUUCCGUCUACUACAACGAUAUGAACUGGCAGACCUGGGAUACUGUCGUGAAUCAUCUCCGCACAAUUCACGCCAUCCCUGACCCGAAAGAACAUGUCGACUUCUUCUACGUCAGUCAUGCCAAAUCGUUCGAACCUUUCGACGCAUCGAUUCCGGAUUCAGACUUCAAAUACCUCGACAUUGGUGACAUGUCAGGCUGAAGGUGCCCGUCGGUACCUGUGACUUUGCCAGUCGAGUGCUUGCAUACGUGUCAUUGCAACGCUUUCCGACGACCUUGGAAUGAAAUAUGUAGGCUACGUAUGCUGA
Rhodofomes roseus is the source of this 2247-nucleotide messenger RNA. RefSeq lists its product as uncharacterized. The transcript has 12 exons. The coding region runs from base 138 to 2141 and encodes 667 amino acids. Lineage: Eukaryota; Fungi; Basidiomycota; Agaricomycetes; Polyporales; Fomitopsidaceae. The record is from RefSeq and is a predicted model, not a curated record. Gene Ontology annotation, molecular function: protein binding.